CUACAAGAACACUUUGUUUCACCUGGGAUGGCACAGUACAGCGACGUGACAAUUGGAGGAUUGUUUCCCGUGAGUUUGUAUGUUAAUAUACCAGAACUUCACUUUCGGGCAAAACCUGACGAGUUACGCUGCACGGGAUUUGAUUUCAGAGCCUUUCGCUGGUUACAGACGAUGAUCUUUACCAUUGGAGAAAUAAACAAGGAGGCGAGAAUUUUGCCCAAUAUCACCCUGGGCUAUAGGGUAUACGACACUUGUGAUAUCUACUCCCUGAGAGCAGCUAUGACAUUUCUCAGUGGUGCUGGAGAGCACAUGUCAAACAGCACGUGCAAAGGGGCAGUGUCUGUUCCAGCAAUAAUCGGUGAAGCCGGAUCGCUUCAGUCCAGUAUCAUUGCCAGCACAACAGGACCGUUCCAGGUUCCCAUUAUCAGUUACUUUGCUACUUGUACCUGUCUAAGUGACAGGCACAGGUAUCCGGCAUUUUUCCGGACAGCCCCCAGCGAUUACUUUCAGACAAAGGCUUUGGCGCAACUUGUGAAACACUUUGGCUGGACUUGGAUUGGAGCUUUUGUCAAUGACGACGAUUACGGGAGAUUUGGGAUUCAGCAAUUCCAAGAACAGGUCACGGAAUUUGGCGCUUGUAUCGCUUUCUCCUACAUUCUGCCCAAGAUUUACAACGCGGCGAAGAUAUCUCAAAUGGUGAACGUUAUAAAAAGAUCUUCGGCCAAGGUCAUUGUUGUAUUUACCCCCGAGAGGGAAAUGCUUCAGUUGAUUGAGGAGGUCGCUCGCCAGAAUGUCACUGGGAUUCAGUGGCUCGCCAGUGAAGCGUGGAUCACUGGGGCUGUGCUUUUCACCGGACGGUUCCUGCCAUAUCUGGAAGGAGCGAUCGGCUUUUCGUUUCGCCGGGCAGAAAUUCCCGGGCUCCGGGAAUUCCUCCUCCGGGUGAAGCCUUCCACACAUGACAGCGACAACUUUGUCAACGUCUUCUGGGAAGAGCUGUUUGCCUGUAAGUUUAAACUGCCCAAAAAUAUCACCGAAAGAGCAACUCUCGGAGUCCGCUUAUGCACAGGUUCAGAGAGCCUGGAAGAUAUCAGUACCAUAUAUUCUGACACCUCACAACUAAGAGUAUCGUACAAUGUGUACAAGGGUGUUUAUGCCAUUGCCCACGCACUGCAUCGUUUAAGCUUAUGUGAAAGUGAUAAAGGACCUUUUAUAAAUAGGAGUUGCGCAAGUAUACACAACUUUGAACCAUGGCAGCUUCUGCAUUACCUGAAGGAAGUCAGAUUCACCGACCAGUUUGGAGGAGAAGUAGGAUUUGAUGAAAAUGGAGAUGCUAUUGCUUCGUAUGACUUGAUUAAUUGGCAAAGAGGUGCCAGUGGUAAUGUUGAAUAUGUCCAAGUUGGUCGUUUUGAUGCGUCUGCAUCCACAGGGCUGGGACUUUCUCUGGAAGAACAUUCUAUUGUCUGGACUGGUGGCAAAACUCAGCCUCCUUGGUCAGCAUGCAGUGAAAGCUGCCCCCGUGGGAUGAGAAAAGCGUCUCGUGAUGGCGAACCUCUUUGUUGCUUUGACUGUGUGCCUUGUGCCGACGGGGAGAUUAGUAAUGAAACAGAUUCAGUGGAGUGCACGAAAUGCUCUUCAGAUGACUGGUCAAAUGCCGACAGGACCAUGUGCAUUCCCAGGGAAAUCGAGUAUCUUUCCUUUGAAGAUGGAACAGGAAUUACAUUUGCGAUAAUUGCACUAUUGGGAGCCUGUCUAACUGUCGCAGUUCUGGCCGUUUUCUUCAGACACAGGGACACCCCUGUCGUAAAAGCGAACAAUUCCGAGUUGAGCUUUCUUCUCCUGAACUCCCUCGUCAUGUGCUUCCUGUGUUCCCUGGCAUUUAUUGGUCGGCCAACGGCCUGGUCCUGUAUGCUGAGGCACACGGCUUUUGGAAUCAUCUUCGUGCUCUGCAUCUCCUGUAUACUUGCUAAAACGGUGGUGGUGCUGAUGGCGUUCAGAGCAACGCUUCCCAACAGCAACGUGAUGAAAUGGUUUGGAGCAACCCAACAGCGGGCUGUGAUCUUUCUCUGUACCUGUGUCCAGGUUGGCAUUUGUGUCACGUGGCUAGUCAGAGCGCCCCCAUUCCCAAUUAAAAAUACCGCUUACCAAAGUGCGAAAACCAUCCUAGAAUGUCAUGUUGGCUCGGUGGUGGCUUUCUACACUGUACUGGCUUACGUUAGCUUCUUGUCUUGUAUCUGUUUUGUGUUGGCCUUUCUAGCAAGGAAAUUGCCCGACAAUUUCAACGAGGCUAAAUUCAUAACUUUCAGCAUGUUGAUUUUUUUCGCAGUGUGGAUAGCCUUUAUACCUGCCUACGUCAGCUCGCCCGGCAUAUACACGGUAGCAGUGGAGAUCUUUGCCAUUUUGUCAUCAAGCUUUGGGCUGCUUCUGUGUAUUUUUGCCCCUAAAUGCUUCAUAAUAUUGCUGAGACCAGAGCAAAACACUAAAAAAAUGCUCAUGAGUAAACAUUAA
Carcharodon carcharias (great white shark) is the source of this 2505-nucleotide messenger RNA. RefSeq names its product extracellular calcium-sensing receptor-like. Gene Ontology annotation, biological process: G protein-coupled receptor signaling pathway. The record is from RefSeq and is a predicted model, not a curated record. Gene Ontology annotation, molecular function: G protein-coupled receptor activity. The transcript has 6 exons. Bases 28 to 2505 code for a protein of 825 amino acids. Lineage: Eukaryota; Metazoa; Chordata; Chondrichthyes; Lamniformes; Lamnidae. Gene Ontology annotation, cellular component: membrane.